Molecule: messenger RNA, 8135 nt
Organism: Paralichthys olivaceus (Japanese flounder)
Lineage: Eukaryota; Metazoa; Chordata; Actinopteri; Pleuronectiformes; Paralichthyidae
Gene: phldb1b
Product: pleckstrin homology-like domain, family B, member 1b
Biological process (GO): regulation of microtubule cytoskeleton organization
Cellular component (GO): basal cortex
Molecular function (GO): protein binding
Source: RefSeq, a predicted model, not a curated record
GGUGCUGUGAUUGGAUCUGGAAUCAGAGGAUCUCAGCUGAUUGGAGUUUUGGUGGCGGCUCUUUUUUCUGAAUGCAGCGUGGAGCUGGGAAAGUUUGGUGUCGUGUCAUACUCGGUGGAGUCUGAAGUCAAGGAUGAUGCUCAAGAAAGUCAGAUUCAAGGAUCUUCAUGUGUCGCAGGGAGCCGUGGACAGCUCAGAGGACAUGGACCGUCUGAACAGGAACAUGCCCGAGUGUGGACGGCAAACCCACCAGGUGCUGCAGAGCACCCCGCUGGACCUAAUUGAGACCGGGAAGGGGCUGAAGUUCCAGGCGGAGCGCCCCCACCUGGUCAGCUUGGGUAGUGGACGCCUGAGCACCGCCAUCACCCUGCUGCCCCUGCCUGAGGGCCGGACCACUCUGGGUCGUGGUCCUAUGGACAUCAACAUCCAGGGCCCGGGGGUGGCUGACCAGCACUGCUACAUAGAGAACAGGUCAGGGCUCAUCAUGCUGCACCCCUGUGGGAACCUCUGCGCCAUAGACGGUCUCCAGGUCAAGCAGCCCGUCCGCCUGUCGCAAGGCUGCAUGCUGUGUUUUGGCCAAUCAAACUUCUUCCGCUUCAACCACCCUGAAGAGGCCUUCAGGAUGAAGAGCAUGAUGCCACACGGAGGAAGCGUCUCCACCGGGGACUACAGAAUAUGUGCAGACACAGAGAGCUUGGUCAAUGGGAAUCACCAGUCCAGUCCCGCCAAGUCGCCCCGAGCUCCUGGAGAGAGAAUCCAGUCUGAGCACAGUGCAAUCGUCAGCUCCAUUGAGAAGGACCUCCAGGACAUCAUGGACUCCCUAGUCAUGGAUGACCCUCAGUCUUCUUCCUUGGAGGCCAAAAAGCCUCCUGGAGGCCAAUCGAUUCCUCACUCUCCUCUGUCACCCAUGGUUAAUGGAGGAGGCCGGUAUCUGCUGUCCCCUCCUACCAGCCCGGGGGCCAUGUCUGUGGGGUCCAGCUAUGAGAAUACAUCCCCUCCCUUUUCCCCCCUCUCCUCACCCUCAGCAGCCAGCAGUGGGAGCUUUACCAGCCCCUCUCCUAGUGGAGGACCCCAGGACCAGAGUUCUUCUCUGCCACCAGUGCCUGUACGCUCCUCUAGCUACAAUUUCACCUCCCAGCCUCCACCUUUACCCCAGCCACGGACCAUUUUGCCUAACUUCAGCAGCGGUGGUGCUGGUCAGAAGGUUCAGGAAAGCCCCAGGCUGCAGAGGAAGUUCCUGGCAGAAGCUCCUCCAAGCCCCAAGCCAAGCCGCAGGGGACUAGGCCAAGAUGGUUCUGAAAGCCCUCGACAGACGUCCCUACUGUCCUCCAGUGAAUCUCUUAAUAGUAGAACCAUGGUGCCAAGUAGCCCAAGACUCACUCCCAAAUUCCCUACUUCUUUGUCUCCAUCUCCCUCCAGUCCCAGGACCAAGUCAACCACAGUGCUCCAUGAAAGACCUUCCAGUCCCUUCAGAGAGCAGACCACUCUAGCUGAUCGCUCCCUCACCUCUAGCCCUUCCAGGCAGCUUUCCCAACCCAUCAGAGCCUUCCAGCCUCCUUUGGACCCCAUUGUGCAUGUCAUCCAAGGAUCGCCACUGCAGCAACAUCCACGUUCACUGCAGCCCCCUGAAAGCCCUCGCAUGGCCAGGAGGAACCUGGAGCUGAAUGGUGGGAGUGGAGCAAGCAGCACUAUGCGAGAGCUGCCUCCUCUUAGCCCCUCCAUGGCACGGAGAGGGGUCCCAGUACUCCCGGGAGCGCUACCAGGGACAAUCCCUACCUUGAAGACCCCAGAUAGUCCCUCAAGUCUUUGCAAGCUUGUCCCAGAGAGUCCAAGGCUCAGACGAAAGACUGGAUCUACAUCUGAGGAGCAGAUGUGCAGCAGGGGGAUCAGAGCCCGCACUCCGUCACCCACCUCUAUGAUGAUGGAGGGCAGUGGUAGUUGUGGGGGGGUACGGAAGGGGAGUGUUGGGAAUACCCUGUCUCCUGCUUACAGUCUGGGCUCCCUGCCUGGCUCGUCCCCUGCCGCCAGUCCCAGGACCCAUAGGAAGAUGUCUGCAGGGAGACCCCACCCUGGGAUGAGGGAGAGGAAGAACAGCAUCACUGAAAUCAGCGACAAUGAGGAUGAGCUGUUGGAGUACCACCGACGACAGAGAGAGGAGAGGCUUCGAGAGCAGGAAAUGGAGAGACUGGAGAGACAGAGGCUAGAGACCAUCCUGAACCUCUGUGCUGAGUACAACAAAGGAGAGAGCCCCGGUCUGGACCCUCUAGGCUCGGGGAGGACAGGUUUCCCAGGGGGGCCGGCUGAUGGCUCCGGGCAGAGAACGUCCGUGGAGAAUGUCCUCGGAGGGACAACGUCCUCAGCUGCGCUACGCCUGGCACAGAGGCUGAGGGAGAGCGACGAGGAGAAUCUGAAGGAGGAGUGUAGUAGUACAGAGAGCACUCAUCAGGAGGUGAGGGCAUCUCCUGCUGCCAGCACAGCAUCAGCACUGCACAAUGGAGACAGACAGCACGAGGACUCCUCCAGCUCCGGCAGCACCGGUCGUCUGGAGCUGGGCUACCUGGUGGAAGAGCGGGUUCGCGUUCUUGCUCGCAUCGAUGAGCUCAAAACCCGACUGACAGAGCUAGAGCAGCAACUCCAGGAGUCUAAACAAGAGGCUGAGAUGGAGCGUGCCUUGCUGCAGGGCGAGAGGCAGGCGGAGCACGACCAGAUAGAGGCUGAAACAGACAUCGUCACUCAGCUGCAGCGCAAACUGGAUGAGCUGGAGAGCGCCAUCCAGCGGGAGAAAGACAAGGAGAGGGCUAAUGUUGAGGCCGAGCGUCGGGCCCUGCAGAGCCUCCAGGAGGGCUACGCUGAGCUGAAGAACCAGCUUCAUAACUGUCCUGAGUCCCUGCGGGAACAGUUGCAGGAACAGCUCAAAAGGGACGGAGAGGCGCUGGAAGCAGGAACCAAAAAGUUUGAGGACCUGGAGUUUCAGCAGCUGGAGAGAGAGAGCAGCCUGGAGGAGGAGAGAGAAACCAUCAGCCAGCAGCUGCUCCAGGAAAGAGCGGAGUACCACAGCAGCGUGGCCAAGCGGAAGGAGAAGGUGUCUGCUCUAGAGAACCAGGCCAACCAGCUCAGCCUGCAGGCGUCUCAGGAGUGUGAGCGUUUGGCUAAAGACAGAGGCCUCACUCUGCAAAUGCUCCAAAAGGAGAAGGAGAGACUGUCAGCGCUGGAGAAGAGAUACCAUAACCUGACUGGAGGAAAGAGCUUCCCCAAGUCCUCCACUGCGAUGAGAGAGGAAAUGCUCCAAAUCCGUGAGGCUGACCUGUUGUCGGAGGAUGUCCACUCCUCCCAGCAUUCCCUCUGUCAAGCCUCUCCUCCCUACUUACAUCCCUCCCCUUCUUGUCAGUUGUACCCCAGCAGCCCUACGGAGGAGUAUAUGAAGCUGUCGGACGUUUAUAAGAUGUACGGCGGUGGCCGCCAUGGCAGCAGCAAGCCCGCCUCACACGGCCAAGCGUUUGCCAUAGAUGCUACAUUAGCUGGCGCCUGCGAGGACUAUGUGACGGUGGGCCAGUUAAAUCAGAUGUAUGGGAUGCCAAAGGUGGAGUCGUCCCCUACCUCCCCGCUUCGCCAGCCCCUGCAGUCUGGAGUGGUAGACCCCGCCUUCUCCUGCCUCCCCUCGCCUCACGGCUCCUCCCUGUCUCUCUCUGUGGAGUACCAGUCUGAGGGCAGCAGGCCUCACCUGCCCAAGCUAGAUUUAGAGCAGUGGUACCAGGAGCUGAUGGCUGACUCCGGCCAGCUAUGUCCUCCCUCUCUGCCAGUCAAGUCUCUCUCGGGCCGCAGGCCUGUGCUGCAGGUGUUCCGCUCCAAGCUGGACAGUGAUCCAGGCCUUUCUCUCUAUCAGCCCAAGUCUGGCUCCUCGUCGCCCCUGCAGCACGGGGCAGCGACGCUGGGACGCAACACCAGCUCCAAGCAGAGCCCCCUGCUGGUGGCCAACAGCACCGGCAGUCUGCCCAGGAACCUGGCUGCGACGCUGCAGGACAUAGAGACCAAGAGACAGCUCGCUCUGCAGCAGAAAGAGCCCCAGACCUCCAGACAGAACACCGUAGAGGAAAGCUCAGCAGGUCAGCAGGUGAUCGAGGAGCAGCGCCGUCGACUGGCCGAGCUCAAGCAGCGAGCGGCGGUGGAAGCUCAGUGCCAGUGGGAGGCGCUCCAUGGCUCUCAGACCCACCUCAUGUCCGCGUCCCCCUCGUCGUCCUCUUACUCCCCCGUCAUGACCUACAGCCCCACGCUGAGCCACAGCUCUGUGGGGCYCCCACCUCUGGUUCACCACUCCAUCCUGCACCACCAACCCCCGUCGGCCGGAGAGCAGCCCUACGACACCCUGAGCCUGGAGAGCUCGGACAGCAUGGACACCAGCAUAUCCACGGGAAACAACUCGGCCUGCUCGCCAGAUAACAUGUCCAGUGUCGGAGGAGUGGACACCCUGAAGAUAGAGGAGAUGGAGAAAAUGCUGAAGGAGGCGCAGCUGGAGAAAGCCAGACUUAUUGAAUCGAGGGAGCGAGAGGGCCUGGUCCGCCGUCAGAUGCUGGAGGAGGAGAGGAGGAGGAGGGAGGAGGCGGAGAAAAGGCUACAGGAUGAAACUUUCCAUCGGCAGCAGCUGGUGGAGAAAGAGGUCAAAAUGAGGGCCAAGAACUUCUCUCAGGCCCGUCCUAUGACGCGCUACCUGCCCAUCAGGAAGGAGGAGUUCGACCUGCGCUCUCACGUGGAGUCGUCGGGCCACAGCGUGGACACCUGCUACCACGUCAUCCUCACUGAGAAGAUGUGCAAGGGCUACCUGGUCAAGAUGGGCGGCAAGAUCAAGUCCUGGAAGAAACGCUGGUUCGUCUUUGACCGCCUCAAAAGGACUCUCUCCUACUACGUUGAUAAACAUGAGACCAAACUGAAGGGUGUGAUCUACUUCCAGGCAAUAGAAGAGGUCUAUUAUGAUCACCUCCGCAGCGCCACAAAGAGCCCCAACACCUCGCUGACCUUCUGCGUGAAGACCCACGACCGGCUCUACUACAUGGUGGCCCCCUCAGCGGAGGCCAUGAGGAUCUGGAUGGACGUUAUCGUCACAGGAGCCGAGGGAUACACACAGUUCAUGAACUGAGAGACACGCGACGCGGCGGUCAGAGUGCAGGUGACGAGCAAAUAGUUUCGGCAGGGACAGACUCUACAGGCCCACAGGAGACACAGCGCCUUGUUUGUUACUCAUUUUGAAUCUCACAGUUUGAUUUUACCAUGUAGAUGUUCACCUCAACAUUUUCUAUGUCGUUCUGUUUGGAUUUAAAAAGGGAGCCCUUGAAGGACACACACACACACACAAUUGUAUAUAAACCAAAAUGUAUACCUGUCAGAGAAUUUUCAAAAGCCUUUCUAUAUUGCCAAAUGGAGAUCUUGUAGUUACUGUUUGUUGAACCUUUUGUAUGAUUUGUUUCGUUUUACUCUUCUUUUUUUUUACUUUUUGAAAAAAUUGCCAAAUGACAUAAUGCCAAUGUUUUGUUUGUUCCAUCACGACAUUGCUGAGUUUAGACAGAAAAGAGUUUGAAAGGAUCGUCAUGGGUCGGAAGCGUUUUAAAAAUAUAUUUGAAAGAAUCGUAAUUCAAAAUGUUGUACAAAUCUAUAAAUUAUGAUAGAAACCAUUCAGUCAGCCGGAGACGAUCCACGAGUCCAGCGACGCAGUGAAGCACUGCUUCCUGCAGAUUAACACUAAAUCAAGUUCAGCUAUAAUGAAGGUAUAGAGAGCGUCACUCCCUUUUGUGUUAUUUCACAUACAACAAAGUAAUUGGAGCCAUUUUGUUAGACUUGGACCGACUACAGCUCAGGAGUUCAUGCUAUGGUUUUUCCCAAUAUGGAGUUUGAUAAAAGCCUGUGCCGAUUUUAGCAUUAAAGCAAAUGCAUUGCGCUCAUUUGUGUUCUAGAUGCACUAGACGAUUAGCUUAGCAUAUGAUAAAGACUGGCCCUAAAACAUUAGCUUGCCUUACUUGGAAAUAUUUGAAUAUUUGGACGGAGCCAGAUUAAGUUUUUCCACAUUUUCCAUUUUAAGCUGAGCUAAAGCGAAUCGGCAAUUUUCCAUAGCACCAUAUUUAACCUACACUCACACGAGAGUGUUAUUAAUAUCUUAUUCUAAAGAAAGAAAAUGAGCGUGUUAUCCAAAACCUGAAACUACUUCAACUGGAGAUUUUCCAUUGUUCUUAAAUUGAAAAUAAUUACAAUAUUUAACCAUGAAUUAAAAAAGUGGCGAAUCAUCACAAAGAGGAAUCAGCCGAGGUCGACUCCCAUAGAAAAACUGUAUAUUGGUGAAACCAUAGCCGCCACAUUCUUUGUGAACACGUUGAACAGGAGUUCCUCAUUGUGUCUGUAUGACGCCAUCAUGUCGCCACCUCCAGGUGCAAACGGCACGUCCACGUGUGCACACAAACAAACUAAUAGAAGCUUGACUGUUUUCCAAGUAGCCUUUCGCUAACUUGAUAAUGCGACCACACAGCCGGGAAGCUGCCAUUAUCACUGCCAGCCUAAAGCAACAACCCCUAGAGGGCGCUACAGAGACCACGCUCACACAGGACCGCACACGAUUAACAAUACGGACUGUUGCAAUUCAGAACUGUGCCUUGACUACGUGUUGUUACUGAUGUUGUGUCUGAGUCCAGCACAGCCUCACUGGGAGGCUGCGCUCAUUUAAAGGCAUUGAAAUGAGUUUCGGAGCUGUGAUGACGCGUGGACAGAUAUCAUGAGGUUAAUGUCUUUAUAAUGUGGACGUCUACCUGUAGCAUCAUUACAGGCGGAGUAUCAGAGGCCCUGAUCACACUGGGGAUCAACAUUCAUUUAAAAAAAACAACCUGAAUACACAAAAUGUGUUUUUAAAUGCCCCAGUCUAAGGAGGAGCCAGGAGUCGUCGUGAUAAAUCUGCCUUGUUAUCAACGUCAUCUCAACUUUAUCUCGGAGACGACACAUUUCUAAUCUGCUCCGAACUCGGUGGUUUGAAAGAUGUGGGCAUUCACCAGUCAAACAGGAUCUGAUGAAAGACGUGUAGUGUUUUGUUCUCUUCACCCAAACCAAAGACUGAAAGUCUGAAAUCUCCUGUUCCUGCAACUUAACCAGCUGGAAUGUGGAUUGUGGAAAAAGAACCAUACUCAGAAAAUAGAGAAUAUUAUUUCAAGUAAAAACUAGAUCUUUGGUUUCAAACUGAAUACCAGGCUUACUUACCUAAAAAAAAACCAAGUGAUCUACUUUAAUUUACUGCCGCAUUAUUAAAUACCACCAUCAAUAAAUCACUCUGACUCGAACCAAACUCUGAAAAACUUCACUUCCUGCUUUGAACCCCCACUGUGAGCGGAGGCCUGCGUGCACGAGGACAGAUAAAGAAACUUUGCAGCUUUAACAGACUGUAACUGUCGUGACGUUGUGAAUCCCGGACGCUGUUUUCUGCUGCGUCGAAGCAGAGGACAGACCUGACGCUGUGAUUAACGGAGCAUGUGGAACCUUUGUUGUGUUUCAUGUGUCGGUACAGUGAUGAUAAUUUAUGAUUGUGGUGCCUGAGGUAGUGACGUGUUUACUUCUACAACUUGAAGUAGAAGACAAGUGAAAAGACCUUAAUAUAUUAUGUCCCCCUUGCCUUUUUAACAUGUGCAAACCAAACUAUUCAACACUGGCAAGGCUGUUAAAUCAUGUCUGUUGAUGGUAGAUGGUAUAUACAUUACUGUUGUUAUAUAUGUCGAAAAGAAAGGAAUCUAAAUAUACUGUAGAAGAUGCCUGAAUCAUAAAAAAUGAUCUUACUAUUGAAAUGAAACAGUAUUGUAUGAAAACAAGUACAAUUUUUACUUAUUUUUGUCAUUUUAGAAAUUUUAUUGUCAGUCAGUUACAUUUUAAAAUUGUAUGGUAGUAAUGUAUCAAUCUACCUUUUUUUAUUACUGCUACAGCAGAACACAGAAUAACUCACCUAGCACUCAUGUGACUGUACUUUUGUUUUCUAGAAAGUAGUUCCUGUUGCAUACACACACAUACACACUACUCGGACCAUACUGUGUUCUUGGUACCCUGUAGGUCUCAUGCGUCACGUUCAGGUAUGAAUAAUAUGGAUUUUAUCAAAUCUAUUAAAAAAAACAAAGCUGUUA